Molecule: messenger RNA, 687 nt
Organism: Dioszegia hungarica
Lineage: Eukaryota; Fungi; Basidiomycota; Tremellomycetes; Tremellales; Bulleribasidiaceae
Product: galactose-binding domain-like protein
Exons: 7
Coding region: 1-687 (228 amino acids)
Cellular component (GO): nucleus
Source: RefSeq, a predicted model, not a curated record
AUGAACUGCUCAUCUGAAGCGCACGAUCACUCGCACGGCGGCGGAGGUCACAGCCAUGGCCACGGAGACCACAAUCACGAGGGGCACGACCACGACAUCCCCCUCGGGUCUGGUCCGCAAGAUUCGCUGUUCUCACAUAUCGACGUCCCGAAUGUCGUUGCGCUCAACGCUGUUGGCGGUGGAGAGGCGGGACAGAAGGUCAUCAAGAGCUGGGAAGAACGGGAAGAUCUCACUCGCUUCUGCGAGUCAGAUACAGAUGAUUCUAUGAUCGUCAAGAUCCCCUUCACGGCGUCGGUCUCUAUACGGUCUAUCACUGUCAAAGCUGGUCCAUCCGGCCAGACACCUCGAGAGAUGCACCUUUAUCGUGACUCGCCGGGAAUGGACUUUGGCGAUACCGAUCGAGCGGCCACGCAGGUGCUCGAGAUGGUAGAGGAGAAUGAAGGCGUAGAGUAUCAAGUCAAAGCUGCCAAGUUUGCUAGCGUGUCUUCACUUACGCUCUACUUCCCUGGCAACACUUCUGAUGGGGACGAGGAGAUAUCUAGGGUGUACUAUAUCGGACUGAGAGGGUCUUUCAAGCCUUUGCCCGGACGCCCUGGCGUAAUUAUCUACGAGUCGGCUGCCAGACCACAAGAUCAUAAGGUGGGAGGGACUGUAUCGGAGAGCCAGGGCUGGACACCAGGGACAUAG